Messenger RNA from Seminavis robusta, 772 nucleotides. Lineage: Eukaryota; Bacillariophyta; Bacillariophyceae; Naviculales; Naviculaceae. The record is from the annotation of a GenBank genome assembly.
AUCCAAAGAUCUAUGAAGGAUGGAGCGACCUGGUACGGUUCAUGAAGAUUGAACCUUGAAGAUCAUGAGUGAUCACGAUGUAGACUACAGGUAGUCUAUGCCCACCAGCAAACCCAAGGCGGUCACAUACCGUAGACUUAGAGUCCAGGAAGGCAAAACUUGAAUCAGUCUGCUCCUACUCCCCGUCUAAUAGCUAGCUUGGAAAGAAUACCAGCAAAAGGCUACAAAAAGCAGCAGAAAUGUUGAAUGUCAUGAGACCAGCAAUCUUCGCGAUUGCCACCGCAACGCUGACUAUUCUCGUGUGGCAUGCGGAUGCUGCUUUUAUUGGAGUCAGUCGAGUCGAUUCGAGGGCGUGCCACUAUCAUUAUGGCAAUCCAAUAGCAACAGCAACAGCCAUGUUCGCUAUGAAGGAUCUUCCGGAAGACGUGGUCAAGUACAGCCAAGUGCCCAAGAAUGGUGUCUUUUCAGCCGCUGGCGACAACAUCCCCAAGGGACUGCUCAAGAACCAUUCCACCAAAGACGGUACGUGGGGCAUCAUCAAGGUGACACAAGGCAAAUUGGGGUAUCAGAUCAAUGGCAAAAAUAAUGACGAGACUCCCGCGGAAAUUUUUGAAUUGGAUCCAGAAACACCGGGAAUCAUUGAACCGACCGUGUUUCAUGAAGUGGCUCCACUGACAGACAAUGUCGAAUUUGUCGUUCAGUUUCUUCGAUUGCCCGAUACAGGCCCUGUGGAUGAACAAAGAGAAGGUUUAUGAAGGGGAAAACGCACACA